This is a messenger RNA of Cynocephalus volans (Philippine flying lemur), 1120 nucleotides long. It is a transcript of the gene RACK1, whose product is annotated as receptor for activated C kinase 1. The record is from RefSeq and is a predicted model, not a curated record. Gene Ontology annotation, biological process: positive regulation of protein phosphorylation; rescue of stalled cytosolic ribosome. The transcript has 8 exons. Gene Ontology annotation, cellular component: nucleus; cytosol. Lineage: Eukaryota; Metazoa; Chordata; Mammalia; Dermoptera; Cynocephalidae. Bases 121 to 1074 code for a protein of 317 amino acids. Gene Ontology annotation, molecular function: translation regulator activity; ribosome binding; protein kinase C binding.
GGGAGAGUUGCUCCUUCUUUUUCUCUUCAGGGCCACGGUGUGUUCUCUUGUGCUGCUCGUCUCUCUGAGCUAUCUGGUUCCAUCCUCGUCGCAGGGGCGACACCCACACCUGCCGCCGCCAUGACUGAACAGAUGACCCUCCGUGGCACCCUCAAGGGCCAUAACGGCUGGGUAACCCAGAUCGCUACCACCCCGCAGUUCCCGGACAUGAUACUGUCCGCUUCUCGAGAUAAGACCAUCAUCAUGUGGAAGCUGACCAGGGAUGAGACCAACUACGGCAUCCCGCAGCGUGCUCUGCGGGGUCAUUCCCAUUUUGUUAGUGAUGUUGUCAUCUCCUCAGAUGGCCAGUUUGCCCUCUCAGGCUCCUGGGAUGGGACCCUACGCCUCUGGGAUCUAACAACGGGCACCACCACUAGACGAUUUGUAGGCCAUACCAAGGAUGUGCUGAGUGUGGCCUUCUCCUCUGACAACCGGCAGAUUGUCUCUGGAUCCCGAGAUAAAACCAUCAAGUUGUGGAAUACUCUGGGUGUAUGCAAAUAUACUGUCCAGGAUGAGAGCCACUCAGAGUGGGUGUCUUGUGUCCGCUUCUCACCCAACAGCAGCAACCCUAUCAUCGUCUCCUGUGGCUGGGACAAGCUGGUGAAGGUAUGGAAUCUGGCUAACUGCAAGCUGAAGACCAACCACAUUGGCCACACAGGCUAUCUGAACACUGUGACUGUCUCUCCAGAUGGAUCCCUCUGUGCUUCUGGAGGCAAGGAUGGCCAGGCCAUGCUUUGGGAUCUCAACGAAGGCAAGCACCUUUACACACUAGAUGGUGGGGACAUCAUCAAUGCCCUGUGUUUCAGCCCCAACCGCUACUGGCUGUGUGCUGCCACGGGCCCCAGCAUCAAAAUCUGGGAUUUGGAGGGCAAGAUCAUUGUAGAUGAACUGAAGCAAGAAGUUAUCAGUACCAGCAGCAAGGCAGAGCCACCCCAGUGUACCUCUCUGGCCUGGUCUGCUGAUGGCCAGACUCUCUUUGCUGGCUAUACAGACAAUCUGGUACGAGUGUGGCAGGUGACCAUUGGCACCCGCUAGAAAUUUAUGGCAGAGCUUUAGAAAUAAAAAAAAACUGGCUUUCUAA